Molecule: messenger RNA, 3837 nt
Organism: Sebastes umbrosus (honeycomb rockfish)
Lineage: Eukaryota; Metazoa; Chordata; Actinopteri; Perciformes; Sebastidae
Product: protein FAM171B-like
Exons: 8
Coding region: 198-2228 (676 amino acids)
Source: RefSeq, a predicted model, not a curated record
UAAAGAGGAGGCGGAGUUGUGCUGCUCAGUGUGUGCAGAGUCUCUGACAGCAGAGAGUGGUGGUUCGGAUGCAGGAUGUUGGUGGAUCGGGACCGGGACCGGGCAGCUCUGUUCGUGUACAAGUUGUAAACUAGACGAGAAGUGGACCUGUGACCAGUGAAAAGUGACUCACAUCAACAACGUUUUAUUCCAGAGUCAUGCUCCUGUUGAUCUGGGUGUUAUCUGCUCUCAUUUCAUGCGACGAUGGCAAAGCGAGCGGAGAGUCCACUCCGAGAGGACAGCCUCUGCAUAGCAACCAGGGACUCCUCUCAGACUCAGACCGGGACCACAUGAGACCAGGAGAGCCUGUCCAGCUCCGACAGCAUCAGCCCGGUUCCUCCGCAGAUUCUGCUUUUAACCUAAAGGUCCAGGUAAACGAUGUGCUGAGUCGUCAGUACCUGAGCCAGGCGGUGGUGGAGGUCUACAUCAACUACACCAGGACCAACACAGCUCUUACUGGAAAGGAUGGCGGUGUUUUGCUUCAUGUACCUUACCAAACUGGGAAGCCAAUCGCAAUUGUGGCCAGCAAGGAUGGCUACAUUUGCACACUGCUGCCUUGUAAAACCAACCGAAUGCCAAUAUUUUCGUCUGUGACCGUGUCCCUACUUGGUCUGAAUCAGGGGAACAUCUGGCUCUUUGAUGACUCCGUCCUGAUCACUGGCAAAACAUCUGAUGCUGCGUCACUUCCUAGUGUCAAGUUUCCCAAGAGCCUGCUGAAUCUGACAGACAGCAGUAAUGCCACCUCUGUUAGAGCCUACCUGACCAUGCCCAAGCUGCCGUCAGAGGAGGACAGCUUUUUUAACACUUUGGGCAUCAUGAGCAGCAAACCAGGAUACGUCAGUGUGGCAUUGAGUCCGUUGGCGGCUGUCAGUGUGCAGCUCUUCUCAGGACACACACAGUUACAUGUGAGUGGGCCCAUACAGAUCAACCUCAGCAUCCCUGACAGCUGUGGACUUCAGGCCUCCAAUGUUGUCCCGGCAUGGUUCUUCAACCGGACCACUGGUGGAUGGAUGAGAAAGGGGCUAGGGACAGUGGUGUCAGUAGGAGGGAAACUCAUGUGGACAUUCACAGCUCCUCACCUUGGCUACUGGAUUGCAGCACCUUUGUCAUCCACCAGAGGUUUCUUUGGACUUGCCAUCCCCAUUGACUUCAUCUUACACCAUUCACCUCUCCUGAUGGUUAUCCUCGGAGGAAUGCUUGUUAUUGUCAUCUGUCUCCUGGUUGGGUUAUUGUUUUAUUGCAGACGUCCACUCAGUGAAACUAAAACAAAGAAGAUCCGACCAGCGAUGAGAAAAGACCAAACCACCUCCACAUGUGACGAUGAAGUUUUGGAACUAUCUUCAGUGGACUCCUCUCAUCUUCAGGAUGGACUGAACCAAUUAAUCGCAGAAAGAGGGGCUAAUCGGCACAAUGCCUCUGUUAUUUCUAUGCACAAUGGCAAUUUAAUAGCCAACCCCAAUGCUGUGGCCAUUAGGGUGGAGUGUAAUGAACUGGAACUUAACAGUGACCUUAAUGAUCUGAUGUGUUUGCAUGAAACUACAGAUCGGAUCGGAGUUCCGGCCUCUCUGACAGAGAAUUUGUUUUUCUACAACCAGCCUGUUGCCAUUUUUCACGCUCCAGCAUUCUUCCACUUGGAGGAGCAGCCAGAGCUGCCCCAGUGGAGCAAAUCGGCCACUCUUCCCCGUGCGGGGGCUGCCGCUGAUCCGCUGAGUAAAGACGGCUUCACACAGACUCUGCCAAAAGGUCCCUCUGCCACCCAGAACCAGGCAGUGGAAGGUGAGGACCAGCUCGGGGUUCUAGAGGGCUCUCAGGCAGCAGCGUCCACCAACACAUCCAGGGGUCACUUCAGCCUCCCAGAGUCAGCGUCGGUCCCAGGAACGCUGAAUAAAAUCAGGGGCGGCGGCAGACACUCGGUGCAUGCCUUGGCAGAACUUUCUAAAAUCCCCUCGAAUCAGCCUCCCCGGGCCUGGUUUGUAUCACUGGAGGGCAAACCUGCAGCUGAGAUCCAUUACGCAGUGUCAGAGCAGCAGAGGCGAAGAAGGCCGGUCGAGAGUCGAGAAACCAGCUUAGACUCAGGAGUGGAUAUGAGCGAACUGAACCAGACGCCUGGAAGGAGGGCUGUAACGCUGGAGCGCAAUGCUACUUUUGUCAAAAGCCCAUCCAGCAAUAAACAUGCCCCUCCACAGUAAAAACUCUUAACGCCUCCAUGCCUACAGCCCUCUAAGUUUGUUUAACCAGCAUCGGUUCCAUCUAUGACACGUAACUUAUUUACCAUAUAGCUUAAUUUUUUACAUUUUUUACAUUAAUGUUAAAGGUAUGAUAUGUAAAAGUUGUCAGUUUCUGUUUGUAAACACACAGAAUUCAAAGUUGGCCACACCUCCACAGCUCAACUAGCCAAGAGAGAGAGCGAGCUAUAGAGUGACUGAAGAGAGAGAGCGGCGUUAGUGAGAACAAAGCAGUGAAUCAGAGAAAUAAAAUGUUAUUUUCUGAUUGUUUACCGGCGCUUACGUUCUAAAACACAAAUAAACACACUACUAACUCCGCACAAUACUGUGGGAAAGAACCAAGCGUGUGGCUCAGCGCUGCUCCCGGUCAAACUACUGACACACACAGAUCAUAGCAGCAAACACAAACUACUGACACACACAGAUCAUAGCAGAAAACACAAACUACUGACACACACAGAUCAUAGCAGCAAACACAAACUACUGACACACAGAUCAUAGCAGCAAACACAAACUACUGAAACACACAGAUCAUAGCAGCACACACAAACUACUGACACACACAGAUCAUAGCAGCACACACAAACUACUGACACACAGAUCAUAGCAGCACACACAAACUACUGACACACACAGAUCAUAGCAGCAAACACAAACUACUGACACACACAGAUCAUAGCAGCAAACACAAACUACUGACACACACAGAUCAUAGCAGCACUUACACACAGCAGAUGAGAGGCAGAGGAGCCGGGGAUCACUGGAACACAUGCACCUAACACAACCCAUUAUCAUCCGGGAAAAACGGACGUUUUGUAUCUGACAAUGCAAAUGGACUUGUGCCUUGAUAUCAGAAGCCAAGAGGCGUGACAAAGCAGUGAUAUUUGACCACCUGAACGGGCUGCACACCCUGUGGUGAUGUUAUUGGCUGGGGGUUACACCCACAUGUGGGGCCCAAAGGCUGUUUGCAGACGCCCAGAAGCAUCCCGAGUACAGCAAAAUCAGAAAAAGAGAAAAUCCAGGCAGAGGGCUGCAAGGUGUCUGCAGAAACAGACACCACCACACACUUCUGGUGGGACAGAAGUGAUGAUUGAGAGGGAUUAUUUUUGUAUCAGUCUAUACAUUGUUAUUUAGGAAAUUCUUGCAUGUUAUACCUUUAAUGCACCAAUCCAAGUUGGGGGUAGGGGCCAGUUUCUCCCAUCAGAUCCCACACAGUCUGUGUUGUAACUGUUGCAUGUACAAAGUGUAAACAGUCCGAAGCAGAGCAUGUGGAUUUAGCAGUUGCUUUCUUUUUUUUUUUUAAAUAAAAGUUGUCUAGUUGCCCUAUUUGUCUGCCUCCAACGUGACAAAGACAGCAUGUGAUUGAGAUUAAUCAGGUCAAACCCUGCCAUGAUGAACACCUCCAGAUUAAUUACUUAGACUACCAUAGCUCACUGAACAUGACUGAAUGUUUGUUAUUUUAACACCUUCAUUUGAUUUCCCUUUGUGCAUAAUUGUUUGUGCAUGUUUUGUGUAUAUUGUCAUGAAGUGAAUCAUUUCAUUAUAUUUUAAUAAAUAAAAACAACUGACCUUG